Molecule: messenger RNA, 1134 nt
Organism: Cylicocyclus nassatus
Lineage: Eukaryota; Metazoa; Nematoda; Chromadorea; Rhabditida; Strongylidae
Source: the annotation of a GenBank genome assembly
AUGUGUGGCUCAACUUACUAUUGCAGGACGCUGAUCGAGGCCAACGAUCCACUUCAUCUUCGAUUUCGAUGUGAAUGCGGCCUCUUUGGGCAAAUGGCCCACGUCGCGCUGCCUGGCCUAACACACGCCAUGGCCCGAUCGAAGAAAGUAAUGGACAUGUUCCAGUUAGCCAAUGUCGCGUCCGUCUCAGAGGAGCAAUGUUGGGGCGACGAGAAGAAGGAGACUGAAUUGAGGAGGAAAAACUCACAGUUUAUCACCUCCUAUGGAUUGGCGCUGGCCAUGGAUGGACAUCGCCGUCGUUGCCAAUUAUAUGCCAAGAGGCUCGCCGCCGCGAAGGGGGUACGUUACGAACACCCCGCAAUUUUUCCGUGGGCAGUGCACUACAAUUUGAGUGAAAUUGUCAUGGAAGCUAUCUCUAUGCUGGAGCAGCUGGAAUCUCCAGCCCCUGCAAGAAGUACAGAGAGAGACGUCUUCAUUGCAGUGCCGGUGGCCUUCGCAAAGGUAAACGCCGAGAUCGGAUAUGAGGAUAAUAUCACUGUUUACAUCUACACGGAUUUCGGCACACUCGCUAAUAAGCUACUGAACCACGCGAUCACCAAGAGCAUUAUCGUCAUUUGGCCGCAGACAAUGCCCGAGAGCCGGCCCAUGAGGCAACUUCUCAUCAGCCUGGAAAGACAUCUAGCCGACGGAGGGGCGCUCGCAUUUUUCCCGUUCCCAUACGAGGAUUCUAAUGCAGCCGAAUGGAGGAGAAUGGGCGAAGUGUGUAGAGAAUUCACGCGUUACAUCACGGAUCCCCGAAGAAACUUCGAAGCUUUGGUACGAGAUCAUUAUUCGGAUGUGUUAGACGCUGCCCCUUACACCCAUCCCGCGGUCUGCUUGGGUACCACACCCCGACGCAACUCCACUUCGACCUUAACGGACAAGCAGAUGCUGCUGUUUCUUGAGAAGAUGCGCAUCACCAUUGCCGACCUCAUUCGUCUCCCUGAGUUCGACUUCGCAUCAACUCAGCUGAGGGAACAGCGGGCUCGCGAGAAAGCGCGCGCUAGGAAGCGUCAGGAAGCGCCAUCAGCAGCCCAUAACGUUCCAUCCCACACCUACCAACAGUCGACAUGCCAGCCCCCCACGCCGCCGUGA